AUUCACUAUAUCUGGUCUCCCACAGUAAUUAUAACAUGGAAAUGCAAUUAUGUUAGUAAAUAUAAACUGCUAAAUACCUUUCUCACCUUCUAUCAGUGUCCAGCAGGGCUCUGGUUAGAGCUUGUAGGAUGAGUUUUCUUUCUGCUCUAGGAGGAUGCAAAACCCCUGACCUCUGUCUAGACAGUGCUGAUUGGCCCUGUGCUGAUCACAUGCACUCUCCCAAGAAAAAAAAAACAUCCUUUCUAACAAUACCCAUCAAACUGAGCAUGCGCAGAGUGUCUCCACACGAUAUGUCUUAUCAGGAGAUAAGAGGGAGACACUGGAAGAAGGGGAGGAUCAGAGAAGUCAGGAUCAAACAGCAUUUUUAAACAAUGCAGAGGAUUAACCCCUUAGGUUGCACAGUGAGAAAAAUAAAUAUGAUUUACUGCAUAUACAGACUGAUUUUACUGUUGUGGGUUUAG
Molecule: messenger RNA, 461 nt
Organism: Staurois parvus
Lineage: Eukaryota; Metazoa; Chordata; Amphibia; Anura; Ranidae
Source: the annotation of a GenBank genome assembly